Truncatella angustata is the source of this 261-nucleotide messenger RNA. RefSeq lists its product as uncharacterized. The record is from RefSeq and is a predicted model, not a curated record. NCBI's taxonomy places the organism in Eukaryota, Fungi, Ascomycota, Sordariomycetes, Amphisphaeriales, Sporocadaceae. Bases 1 to 261 code for a protein of 86 amino acids. The transcript is spliced from 3 exons.
AUGAGUAGUGAAGGCCAGAACCAAACUUCCACAGGGAGCAAAGCGGGCCCCAUCCAGGGCGGUGCCAACACCGCAGAAUCCAACUUCGGCGGUCCUAAGCUCGAUAAUUUGUACAUGCAAAAGCGAUCAGACGACCCCGAAUCGGUAGCCAAGCGUGAGAGCCUUGCAGAGCAACGACCUGGACAAGGCUUGAUCGGCAAGAUGAUGCAAAAUUACGUCUCUGGGCCGGCAGGUCCUAACACUGGGGGCAAGGGCACUUAG